AUGAGUGCUGAAAACACCAUGAGGAAUAGAGCAAGAACUCAGAAGAGAGACACAGAAACUGAUUCUGACAGUCCUCACAACAUAGUAGACAAUCAGGAAUCACAGAAACCUGUAGCAGAUGAAGGCAAUUCAUCUGAUAAGACAGGCUUGACAGCCAGUGAUAAAGGGAAAGCAGAAGAUGCAAAUACAGAUUGUUUGAAAGGCUCCUUCUGGUUGACAAGAAUGCUGAUUAUCCGAUAUAUGGGUUUCAUAUAUUUUGUGGCAUUUCUUGUCAGUCUUCACCAGAACAAACAGCUGGUCGGCAGAAAUGGUUUACUUCCAGCCAAUCUUCAUUUGUCGCAUAUAAAAAGCCACACACACUCCUCCAGCUUGUGGUCACUUCUGUCUCAUGCUCCGACACUGCUGUGGCUAGUGGACUAUAACAAGGACCUGGAUUAUUGGCUGGAUGUCAUUGCUUGGACAGGGCUGGCAAUUGCAGCUUUCAUGAUAGUAACGGGAUCCGGAAACUGGCCACUGUUGCUGUUUCAGUGGAUGUUGUAUCACUCCCUGGUGAAUGUUGGUCAGAGAUGGUUUUCUUUUGGCUGGGAGAGCCAAACCCUGGAGACUGGUUUUUUGACCGUCUUCCUGUGUCCAAUGCUGUCAUUAUCUCCUCUACCCAAAGCAACUCCACCAACUAAAAUUGUUAUCUUUGCUUACCGCUGGCUCAUCUUCAGAAUCAUGCUGGGAGCUGGGCUCAUAAAAAUAAGAGGAGACAAGUGCUGGCAUGAUUUGACUUGUAUGAACUAUCAUUAUGAAACCCAGCCAGUGCCCAAUCCUUUGAGUUACUUCCUACAUCAGUCCCCUGAAUUUGUUCACAAGUUUGAAGUUUUGAGCAACCAUUUUGUGGAGUUAAUUGCUCCAUUUUUUAUGCUGCUAACUCGGAAAUGGUGCAUGGUGGGAGGGGCCAUCCAGAUUAUAUUUCAGGUGGCUCUCAUUAUUAGUGGAAACCUGAGUUUUCUCAACUGGCUAACCAUUCUGCCUAGUUUGGCUUGUUUUGAUGAUGCAAGUCUGGCCUGGUUAUUUUCAAGCAGUGUGAGGAGUAAAGUUAUAAAAAUUGUAACUGAACAGAAAAGUAGACAAGAAAAACCAAGUUUGAGUAAGAUGAUUAGGAGAAUCUUCAACAUUGGUUUUGGCCUGCUGGUUGCAUAUCUCAGCAUACCAGUUGUACUUAAUCUUUUAUCUCCUCGACAAGCCAUGAAUACCUCAUUUGACCCUCUGAGACUGGUGAAUACUUAUGGGGCUUUUGGAAGUGUAACCAAGAAAAGAACGGAAGUGAUUUUCCAAGGAACCAACAGUUCAGAUCCCAGCUCACCUCAGGCUGUCUGGGAGGAAUACGAGUUCAAAUGUAAACCAGGAGCCAUAGAUCGCACCCCGUGCCUCAUCUCUCCCUACCACUACCGUCUAGAUUGGCUUAUGUGGUUUGCAGCUUUCCAGAACUACCAACACAAUCCAUGGUUGGUUCAUCUUGCUGCAAAAUUUUUGGUGAAUGAUGAAAACACCGAGUCUCUGAUAGCUCACAACCCAUUUCAUGGAAGACCUCCGCCAAAGUAUGUCAGAGCUGAACAUUACAAAUACAAGUACACUCAGAUUGGUUCUGAAGAGGCCAGAAGUGGACAGUGGUGGAAGAGGAAAAGAAAAGGCUCAUAUUUACCUGCUGUUUCUCUGGACAUGCUGCGGUCGACUAUUGCCAGCAUGGGCUGGGAGAUGCCCAAAGUAUCUGUGACUUCAUAA
Molecule: messenger RNA, 1770 nt
Organism: Candidula unifasciata
Lineage: Eukaryota; Metazoa; Mollusca; Gastropoda; Stylommatophora; Geomitridae
Source: the annotation of a GenBank genome assembly